CCUAUGAAUAUUGUUGUGCAUGCAUCACCUGACCUGUCACUGUGAGAGCUGUGAGUCUAUAGCUGUUUUUGCCAAGCUUUGAGCUUUUCUUUCUACUACUAAACACUUUUCUAAAGUUUUGUGUCAAUGGCUGAGAGGCCGAGUGCUGCUCAAGAAGCUCUCUCCAAAGUGGAGGACCAGCUGUCAUGCCUAGUCUGUCUGGAGCCCUACACCAACCCUCGACUGCUCUCCUGUUUCCACGUCUACUGUCAACAUUGUCUCGAGGAUUUAGUUGCCCACAAUCGACAAGGCCAGCUGGAAUGCCCCAAGUGUCGCCGGCCCACCCCCCUACCCACUGGUGUGAGUGGCCUCCAGGCUGCCUUCCAUGUACACCAUCUCUUUGACAUCCAGGAAACACUCAAGAAGGUGAAAGAGCCUCAGAAAUUGGCCUGUGAGAAAUGCUCCAAAACGACUCGUAAAGCCACCAGCUUUUGCCGACAAUGCACCAAGUUCAUCUGCGAUCUGUGUACGAACAUACACAAAGAAUACAAGGAGUUCGAAGGUCACGAAGUCGUUACUAUCGAAAAAGUAGAGGGAGAUUUGAUUCGCUUGGUCUCCCCAAAGAAGACGUCCCCUCGCUGCCCUAAACACGACGAAAAUAUGAAACUUUAUUGCGAACCUUGUGGGGAGUUGAUCUGUAUCCAUUGCACCGUCCAAAUACACAAAGACCACAAGUACUGUGUGAUUGCCGACACCUUUGAGAGCCACAAGAAAGAGAUCCUGGACUCCCUGGGACCCGUUGAGAAACAGCUAGAGGCCACCGACACAGCUCUCAUCAAUCUGGAUGGACGACAUGCCGAAAUUGUUGAACACGGAGGAAAAAUUGCGACCAAUAUCCACUCGAAAUUCGAUGAACUCCAUCAAGCCCUGUAUGCUCGUGAGGGGGAGCUUAUGGCGGAGUUGGAAGGCCACACCCAACAACAGCUCAAGAGCCUCUCUGCUCAGCGAGAGGAGGUGGAGAUCCUCCAAACCCAACGUAGCAGCUGCCUGCAUUUCGUGAGGGAGAGCAUUCGUACCGGGUCUCCAGGAGACGUGCUGAAGAUGAAGCAAGGUGUGGUGAACCAAGUGAGAGAGCUGGUGGACACCUUUGACCCCAACACCCUAGAGCCUCGUGAGACAACCAACACCUGUUUUGUGCCUUCUGCUCAGCUAGUCAAAGAUUGCAAAGAAUUUGGAGCCAUUGGCAUACCAUCAGUAACUGUCACCCCUACAAAAAGACUCGACAAAACCAGAGUACAAGGAACCACUAGUCUUCGAUUUACAAACACAAAUCAUCAACUGAUCCAAAUUCCAUCCUUGAACAUUAAAGCCGAACUUAUAUCGAAAUCAACGAAUCAGACGACAAACUGUGUUGUGAAGGAACGAGGGAAGGGAGAGUACGAGAUCUCCUACCAGCCGACAGUGGGCGGGGCCAGCGAGCUGAUCGUGAGAGUGGGUGGAGAGGAUGUGGCAGGAAGUCCAUUCCCUGUGGCAGUCAAGACUCCGAUCGAUAAACUAGGAACUGUUAUCAAGACUAUCAAUGAUCUCAAGUCACCUUAUGGAGUGGCACUCAACCAAGCCGGGGAGAUAAUUGUGGCUGAACACGAUGCUGGUAUUGUCUCGAUAUUUAGCCCCACAGGAGACAAGCUGCGAACAUUAGACACUCGAGGCACAGCUGUUGGGGAGAUGAAGUAUCCUCAUUGUGUGGCAGUGGACGGUGAUGACAAUAUUCUGGUGGUGCAUCGUGGUAAUCAUCAACUGUUGAAAUUCUCACGUGGAGGAGACCUGAUAGCAGCAGUUGGUAGUCGUGGCGAUGGUCCAGGACAGUUUAACAAUCCGAUUGGUGUUUGUGUCAACAGUGUCAAUGGGAAGGUGUAUGUGACUGAUAUCUAUGCUCACUGUCUUCACAUCUUCAACUCUGACCUCACAUUCUCCAGCAAGUUCGGCAGUAAAGGCAGGGGUAAUGGACUGUUUAACUCUCCCUAUGUCGUUGCAUCUGAUCGUAGUGGUUGUGUGUAUGUGGUUGAAUAUUAUAAUGCUCGAGUGCAAGUCUUCACACCUGAUGGUGGCUAUCUGAGGCAGUUUGUGAUGAGAGGCAGUGGAAAUGGAGAACUUAACGAGCCUGUCAGCAUCUGUGUGGACAGUGAUGAUCUGGUGUAUGUGGGUGAGAGUGGGAACAAUCGUGUCUCAGUGUUCACGUGUGAGGGAGUGUUUCUCAAAUCGUUUGGAUCACAGGGAUCUGGACCAGGACAGUUCAAGCAUCCUCUUGGCAUAGUAGUAGACCAGUGUGGUGUGGUGUAUGUGUCUGAUAUUGACAACAAUAGAGUGCAAAUGUUUUCCUAGUUUAUUUUUGUUAUUAAAUUGUUGAGUUAUUUUAACAUUGAUAAUGAAUAUUGAAAUUGAAACCAGUGAAUUCUUUGCCCAUGCUGUCCCUGUGUACGUGUGUACUGAGUCUCUCCUGUUAUAGUCGUACCUUUAGUAUCGUACCUCACUCCACCCCCUCCGCUGCAGGGUCUCCAUGGUGACAUGGUGCUGGUGGCGGGCGUCAACACUGGUACGACCAAGGACAAUGUCCGUCUGAUUCAACUAUCAGCUAUUCCUGGCACUUCAGGAUUCAUCACCAGGGCAUGUAUGACAACAGGCACGGGAGAAGGCGUGGCAGCUAGGGGGUGGAGCCUGAUAUCAUCAAGCUACUAGUCAUUGAGAACAUGAUGCUACAACCCUCCAUGGAUAUAUGUACAAUCUGCCACGUACUGUCCUUUGUCGAGUAUCGGGUGGAGAGGCGGAAGCAUGGGAGGUCAGAGGUCAUCACCAUACCAUCAGAGCAAUAUUCAUUGGAGCUGACCAAUACAACAGUGCAGAGACUCCACCCAUAGAGGUCAAGGGUCACCGAAGUGGUGGUGGGCUACACUGAAGCCAUCCUACAAGACAUCAACAUGUUACACACUCCAUCAGCCUCUAAACCAAGUGCUGGAAUACACGUCGUCCCUCCUCAUCACCUUGAUUUCUCCAUCGCCCCUGGCAACAACUGGAUGUUGGAGGUGGGUAGAGACUAGUCUCGCAAGCAGACUUGUCCUAGAGUUCCUUCACAGCCAGGAAAAUAUACGAGGUGUUACCCGCCCACUAUGAUGUGGACAAAUCUGAUUGGCACUGCCAACAUUCUGGCAGGGGUCCACGGAAUUGCUGCAAUAGUGACCAGACGUUCCCUCCCUCCCACGUCUGCUCGCGAGACUAGGUAGAGACUACGCCAUCACUGUGAAUGUGUUUGACAAAAUGAACCACAAGAUUAUCAUCACUGAGAAUCUUUUGUGCCUGCCGAGCCUGUUUCCAUGACAAUACGACCAGUGAUUGGUCAUAUGCCAGACUGCCCUCUAUUGACUCAGACCAACAAUCACAAUAUUCAGCUCCUAGUAUAUACACUGAGAAUGAGGAGGUGGGCAAGUAUGAGAUCAUGGAUGGUGCUCCAGUGAGGGGGGAGUCCAUCCCCAUCCGUCUGUUCCUGGCAGGCUAUGACCUCACUCCCACUAUGAGGGACAUUAACAAGAAGUUCAGUGUCCGCUAUUACCUUAACCUCGUGUUGGUGGAUGAGGAGGAGGAGAUACUUCAAACAGCAGCUCCCUGAGUGUCAAUUUCUUUCUUUCUCUCCUCCUUUGCAAUCCACCAGAACUGACGUCUAAUGAAAUACUGCUCUUCAAUCACCCUCUAAACAAGGACGCCCUCACUAUAACCCACGGCUCUGAUUAUUCCUGAUAAUGUCAUUGAGUUACUUGACUGUUUGCAGCACCCAGACACUGGUGAGGUUCAUGACCUCCCGACCCUCAUAACCAAGCACCAGGUGGUGGAGAUCAACGACCUAGUGCAAGUGACCCCCAAAAACCUCGUCAUUCUCUGGGACCCCCAAACAGAGUUCAAAUACCAUCACCAAUUGAAUGUGAGUGUGCUAGCUAGCUUGUUGAGAGCUAAACCUGUGUAGGGUACCAGCUACAUAGGCUUGUACAUGGCUUGUAAUAAUAAUUACCGUAUAGCGAGUAAUUUACGUGAGGUAGAAAUGUUCGUAUUUUUCGUAUUGUAGAGCAUCAUACAAAAAUGAAAACUGCUCUACCGCUAUAGGUUCAACGUCACUAUCCUGAGCUGUACCAAUAUUUAGAGUACAAAGUGUACGUCAGAACAGUUCAUACGAACAUUUGCAUCAAAGAAAAGUGAAGUAGACAGUUGUAUAAUUCCGAUUUUUUUAUAUCAGGUGACUGAAUGGUCUUGUGAGGUGGAGGGGAUUGCUCACCACUAGGACCAAGGGGAAGUCCCUAGUGGUAGCCAUGGUUACCAAAAACACGGCUCACUUUGAUAAGCAGAGCCACGGGGCAGACACUGCGUUGUGACGUAUUUGUAGCCUCAAUUGAGCGUAUUGAGAUCACAACUCGUACGAGGGAGCUGCUGUUGGGGGAGGAGCCGAACGUUUCAGUGUGCAGGCUUUUGACGAGGAAGUCUCGUGCAUGGACAAAGAUGAUGUGUACAGUUUUGGAGUGCUUGCUUGUGAAGUGGUGAAUGUCAGAUUUCCUGAAGCUGCUGUAUUUCUUGGUCUGCUAUCUAGUAUGGAAGGUGUAUGGCGGGAGCUCCACCCACUCAUCACCUCCUGUGUCUCUCACUCCCCUCAGGACAGCCCCUCCAUGAACACUGUGCUACACCACAUCAAACAAUUGGACUCUGAGUCUUAGCAUUGGUGCAUGAGUGUGUUAUUAUUAAUUUAUGUAAAGAAAUUUUGUUAGCUUAUUC
Messenger RNA from Halichondria panicea, 4788 nucleotides. RefSeq names its product tripartite motif-containing protein 2-like. Gene Ontology annotation, molecular function: zinc ion binding; ubiquitin protein ligase activity; protein binding. Gene Ontology annotation, biological process: protein monoubiquitination. Lineage: Eukaryota; Metazoa; Porifera; Demospongiae; Suberitida; Halichondriidae. The transcript has 11 exons. Bases 127 to 2361 code for a protein of 744 amino acids. The record is from RefSeq and is a predicted model, not a curated record.